This is a messenger RNA of Metopolophium dirhodum (rose-grain aphid), 3759 nucleotides long. Its product is annotated as glucose dehydrogenase [FAD, quinone]-like. Gene Ontology annotation, molecular function: flavin adenine dinucleotide binding; oxidoreductase activity, acting on CH-OH group of donors. The record is from RefSeq and is a predicted model, not a curated record. The coding region runs from base 235 to 2121 and encodes 628 amino acids. Lineage: Eukaryota; Metazoa; Arthropoda; Insecta; Hemiptera; Aphididae. The transcript has 3 exons.
ACCUUGAAUACACGAUGCGACACGCGUCUGCUCGGCAGCGAACUCGAUCACUCGUCGUCGAUUCGCGCACACAGCGUCGCUAUCGAAUCUCGGCGGUCCGGCGGUGCGCUCGCAAUUUUCGCUCACAACAAUAAUAUCAUCUGUGCUCGUUCACAAUAACGUCACAUUAUCAGUACCUAUAUCAUAUUGUAUCUCAAAUAUACAAUUUUUUUUUCUGCACCUUGAAGCGACAACAUGAAACCGACCGUAGCGCUUCGGCACGCGGUUUCGGUGCUGGUCGCGGUGGUACUAAUUUCGGCCAGGCCCGGCCACGGUAUGGCGUACACAGUUUUCCAGGCAGUGGUCGAGUACUACCGGAUGGUAGCACCGGAACCAAUAGACGCAGUGCCGGACGCGCCGUACGUUGGCCGGCAGUAUGACUUUAUUGUGGUGGGCGCCGGUUCCGGUGGGUCGGUGGUAGCCAACCGGUUGACCGAGGUGGCAGGCUGGACGGUGCUACUGAUCGAGGCGGGUGGCGAAGAGAACGCCAUGACGGACGUGCCACUGCUGGUCAGCUAUCUAAUUGGCAGCGGAUACGACUGGGGCUACCGGACCGAACCACAGGACGGCGUGUGCGGCGCGAUGGAUGACCGCAAGUGUCGGUGGCCACGGGGCAAGGUGAUGGGCGGCACCAGUGUCCUCAACUACAUGAUGUACACGCGGGGCAUACCGGAGGACUACGACCGUUGGGCCAGGAUGGGAAACGCCGGUUGGAGUUACGCGGACGUGCUGCCGUACUUUAAGAAAUCAGAGAACCUGGGAGACGGCCGGGUCGCUGCGUCACCGGAGGCAGCGCAUCUGCACGGCCGGGGUGGAUACCUUAAGGUCCAGGAACCAUCGUGGAAGACGCCGCUAGGACCGGCGUUCCUGCGCGCCGGCCGCGAGUUGGGCUACGAGACGCUCGUCGAUUACAAUGGACCACGGCCACUUGGCUUCUCGUACGUACUGGCCACGACAGACCACGGAUCCCGAUGCAGCGCAUCUAAAGCCUUCCUGAGGCCGAUCCGGCACAGGCCCAACCUUACGGUGGCCAAGCGGACGACGGUCACCAAGGUGCUCAUCGAGCCUGGCACAAAGCGCGCGUACGGUGUGCGGUUCGUCAGGAAUCGUCGGACCUCCAUGGUGUACGCCCGCAAGGAGGUGAUACUGUGUGCCGGGGCGUUUAACUCACCGCAGCUGCUCAUGUUGUCGGGUGUUGGCCCGGCCGAACACCUAGCCGACGUUGGCGUGCCCGUCGUUAGCGACCUCCGGGUAGGUUACAACCUGCAGGAUCACGUGUCCAUGGCCGGACUGGUGUUCCUGGUCAACCAGUCGGUGACCAUUGUCGAAAGUCGGUAUCGGAACCCUAGGUACCUGGUCCAGUAUGCCCUAGACGGUGAUGGACCGCUGACCGUGCCCGGUGGCGCCGAAGCGGUGGCGUUUACGGCCACGCGGUAUGCAACCAACGGGUCCGUGGUACCCGACAUGGAACUGGUUUUCGGUCCCGGAGCGCUGACCGGCGACACGGGCGGCUCACUGCACCGCUUGUUCGGAAUGCGCGAAGACUUCUACGAACAGGUGUACGGUGGGUUCCGCGGCCGGGACGCUUGGGGCCUAGUGCCCAUACUGCUACGACCACGCAGUCGCGGCCGGGUCAUGUUGCGGUCGACCAACCCGUUUCACGCGCCGCUUCUCUUCCCCGGCUACUUGUCUGACACCCACGACCGCGACGUGCUCGUCGAAGGCAUAAAACAGGCUAUCGCAGUGAGCAAAACCCAAGCAUUUCAAAAAUACGGGUCUACGCUGUUGUCGGUGCCGUUCCCGGGCUGUGAACACGAGACAUUCGGGUCGGACGCGUACUGGGGUUGCUCUAUCGGUCAGCUGACCACUAACCUUCACCACCAGGUGGGCACGUGCAAGAUGGGACCUGCCUCGGACCCGGACGCCGUGGUCGACCCAAAGCUGAGGGUGCGUGGCGUCAAAGGGCUCCGGGUGGUGGACGCGUCCAUCAUGCCGCUGAUACCUGGCGGUCACACCAACGCGAUGACGUUCAUGAUUGGCGAGAAAGCGGCCGACAUGAUCAAGGAAAACUGGAUCAAAUGAUCGAACCGGUCGUGCUAGGCUGCUGCCUCUGUGGAUACCACAGAUAACAUAUUAUGCUACGGUGCUAAUGACGAGUGAAAUAUGAUAAAUCAAUCAUUUGUUCGCAUGAUGUAUUGGACAAUGUAAUCGUUUUGUGAAAUACAUUCGUCAUCGUCAAUAUCGCGGUUCAUAUACCUAUACUAAUGCAGUAAUGCAUAAUAAAUCGAUUACUCACGUUUGAUUCAAUGAACAAUAUAGUGUUUAAUUGUUUAAUAUACUAUACGGUAUAAGCUAUAUUAUGUAAAUAAGAAGAUUAUAGACUUUAGUUGUGUUCGCCAAAAAUCAACACGUAUCUCAGAAUUUAAUUUUCGUUACCUCGAAUAUAAUAUUAAAACGUGUCUCAUUAACAGAUAUUUCUAACUCAUUUCAUCCCCACCACCAAUAAGAGUCUAUAUUAUGUUACCGGCAAAGACGUAAGUUAAGGAAUUAACGUUAAUGACUAGUCAAUAAAAUGAACUCUAAUUUUAGGUAGGUACUUAUUAUAAGUUGUAAAUAGUUAUGUAUGUAAAAGUUUAAAUAAUGUGUUUGUACAUUUUAAUAAUUAAAAACGGCCUUGCGUUGUAAAGUCGAUUUAUCGAUUUAUCUAUAAUGGCUACUAACAAUAACGUACUUUCCAACUCUAAUACGUCGAUGGCCGUACAUUUCGUACAUUUUAAAUAAAAGAUAGCCGUCUAUCGGGUGCAUAUGUCAUCUAUAUAGUAGAUUUACAAUAUAAACCGCGAUUACUUAUUUGUCAUAAUAAUUAAUUAAUAAUUAUAUUAAUGAAAUUAUAAUAUUUGUACACACGCAUGCUUAUAGUACCUACUUUCAAAGUGUCACGGUACAUCAAAUUUAGAAAAUAAAUGAUUCAAUUUAUUUAUUUUAUCUGUGCAAUGUAUAAAUGUAUAAUUUAUUUUAUACCCAUUAUUACAUUUCUGACCCAAUUUAAAUAUUUCGCUAAACAAAAUUAUCAACAUUGUCUAUCAGUAUUAAAUAUUUAUAUAAUUUUCUAAUCAUUAUUGUAAAUGUGUUGACAAAAUAUUUGAAUUUUACAACCUUUCCUAUGUUGUCAGUCAAUGCCUAGGCAUUGACAAUAUUGAAUACUAAUGUUAGGAAUUUAUGAUAUUGGCUAGGCAUUUACGUUAUUACCUAAUUUGUAUCAUUGACGAUAACAUAUACAUAUUAUAAUAAAUACCUACAUAAAAUGCGCCCAAUCAAUAGCAUAUUUUGGUAUAUAAAUACAUAAUAUGAUAUUAUCUAGUCAAAAAAGAAAAUGUGCAAUACAUUUUGCUUCCAUUUUAUUUAUUUUUGUUUUAAAUUACACUUUAGUUUAUUCCUAUUUCUGAUUAUGGGUAUUAUGUAAAAAUGUUUGUUACAAUAAUUGUCGUGCUAUAUAAUAUAAUAUUGAUGUAUAAGAAUAAAACAAUAUUUUUUUGUAUGUCUUACUAAUCUUAAAUUAAAGAUAAAAAAAAUGCAAUGCAAACAAUGUAAAACUUGGUUUUUCAUAAAUAAUCACCUAGUGUAAAUUAUGUAUAAUUUAAUUGUUUUUCUUAAAUAGGUAUUACUUUUUUGUAUUAUAUUAGAUGUCAAUUGUGAAAUAUGUUAUUCGUUGUAAAACUU